Manihot esculenta (cassava) is the source of this 1328-nucleotide messenger RNA. Its product is annotated as organelle RRM domain-containing protein 2, mitochondrial. Gene Ontology annotation, cellular component: mitochondrion. Gene Ontology annotation, biological process: mitochondrial mRNA modification. Gene Ontology annotation, molecular function: RNA binding. NCBI's taxonomy places the organism in Eukaryota, Viridiplantae, Streptophyta, Magnoliopsida, Malpighiales, Euphorbiaceae. The transcript has 4 exons. The coding region runs from base 160 to 1014 and encodes 284 amino acids. The record is from RefSeq and is a predicted model, not a curated record.
UGCAAUUUUGCAGGCGAUCCAUAAACCCUAGUCUCGAUAUUACACCGCAGCCUAGAAAGGAAACUUAAGGCGCUUCACUUUGGUGUCUGUCUGCGGCCGAGACGUUGGGGUUUUAAUUAAAACCCUUCGCACUAUUCUUUCAUCACCACCAACACGAUCAUGGCUAUGAGGGCAAGGGCCGCUUUGGCUGCAGCUCCCCGCAGCUUGCUUCGCCUCUUCUCAACAAAUUCCACUCCAUCCUUCAUUCCUCCUCCCACCUCCGCGGAGACUUCUGCUCGACAACAGGCUGACCCCAACACUAAUCUCUUUGUCUCUGGACUUAGCAAGCGAACAACUUCAGAGGGAUUAAGUGAAGCGUUUUCCAAGUUUGGGGAAGUGGUUCAUGCUAGAGUGGUGACUGAUAGGGUGUCAGGAUAUUCUAAGGGGUUUGGUUUUGUCAGAUAUGCCAACUUAGAUGCUGCUGCUAAAGGUAUAGAAGGCAUGGAUGGGAAGUUUUUGGAUGGCUGGGUUAUAUUUGCCGAGUAUGCAAGACCCAGGCCAUCACCUACUCCCCCUGGGAUAAAUGCAGGUCCUGGAUAUGGGAGCAACACUGGCCCUUCUUAUGGGAGCAACAGAGGUCCUACUUAUGGGAAUGCUGCGGGUUCUGCAUUUCAGAGUAACACAGUUCCUGACUAUGUGAACAAUGCUGCAGGUCCUGCAUAUCAUAGUAACACUAGUCCUGAUUAUGGAAAUGCAACAGGUCCUGCUCCUGCAUAUGGGAAUACCACAUAUGGGAGCAAUAGCACUGGUCCUACGUUUGGGAGUAAUGUGGACCCUGCAUAUAGGUCUAGUACUGAUCCUGCAUACAGUAAUGCUCCUACUUACACCUACGGGAAUGCGUCUGGGCCUUCAGAUGGGUCUAGUGCUGGUCCUACAUAUAGUAAUACCCCCACAUAUGAGAAUGCUUCUGGGACUUCAUAUGGAAACAUGGGGCCUUACGGUAAUGACAUGGGUGCCCCAUACGGCAGUCGAUGAUCUGUCACCAAGCUACCAGACUCGGUCCCUUACAAACUUUUCCAAAAUUCUAAAACGCUCAGGUGCGAGGAGCAUUUAUAUAUACUAUCAAUUGAAAGCGUUUUAGAUAGCAUUAUUGCCAGCAGAUUGAAAUGUGAAUUCGCAACAUUCUAUUAGCUAUUCGUGAUUCGUCAGAUGAACAUUCUACUCUAUGAACCCUGUUAAAUCUGUCUGGAAUUUAUACCUUUACAGUUUAUUUAGUAGGGAGUUAUUUUCAAUUAAUUGAACAGAAGUUUACAGCUGAGUUUCAUAAAAAAAAAGUUAUUUAUUGAUUC